Messenger RNA from Chiroxiphia lanceolata (lance-tailed manakin), 7100 nucleotides. It is a transcript of the gene AMOT, whose product is annotated as angiomotin. Gene Ontology annotation, biological process: angiogenesis; actin cytoskeleton organization; hippo signaling. Lineage: Eukaryota; Metazoa; Chordata; Aves; Passeriformes; Pipridae. Gene Ontology annotation, cellular component: plasma membrane; cytoplasmic vesicle; bicellular tight junction. The record is from RefSeq and is a predicted model, not a curated record. Gene Ontology annotation, molecular function: signaling receptor activity.
CGGGGGAUGCCGGGUGCCGUAGUUGCAGCCGCCUGGUGAAAGUUAAUCACUGAAUGUGGGGUGGGCACUUCCCAGAGCUCCCCGGUGUCCCUCAUUGCCAUGCCGGCUUUGUCAGCCCGGAGGGGAGCGGCGCAGGAUGGAUGAGCGGGCGGCCGCCGGGGCAGGCGCCCGCGGGAAUUAUUUUGGAAGGGAGGAGAGUAUCAAGUGAUCUGGCCUACUGAAGAGGAGCCUGAAGCCAUCCCUGAGUGGAAAUUUUGGACUUGGACAAGGAAGGCUGAGUGUGUCUCCCCAUGUGGCAGAACUGCUUCUCCUUACCAGGGAACUCCAGGUGAAGGACAUAGGUCAAGGGCAGCUUUUACAUUCCACCCAAAAGGCACCAGAGUUUGAGAUGAGGAAUUCAGAAGAGCAAGCAGCUACGACAGUUUUACAGCGCCUGCUGCAGGAGCAACUCCGAUACGGAAACCCAAAUGACAACCGUAACCUUCUUGCCUUACACCAGCAGGCCACAGGGAAUGCCCCCCCUUUCAGCAGCACCGGGAGUCCAGCAUCUCAGAACGAAGGGCUGAGCUCCCAGGACCACCAGCUUGUGACUCAUGCUGCCCGUCAGGAGCCCCAGGGCCAGGAGAUACAGGUGGACAACAGCAUCAUGGAGAAGCAGCUCUCCCCACGGCUCCAGAACAGCGAGGAUCUCCCGACCUACGAGGAAGCCAAAGUCCAGUCCCAGUAUUUCCGGGGUCAGCCUCACGCCAGCGUCGGGGCAGCCUUCUAUGUAACGGGGGUCACCAACCAAAAGAUGAGGACUGAGGGGCGGCCCACGGUCCAGCGGGUGAGCCCGGGGAAGGUCCACCAGGAUGAAGGACUGAAGGACCUCAAGCAAGGGCACGUGCGCUCGCUGAGCGAGAGGUUGAUGCAGCUGUCCUUGGCCACCAGCGGGGUCAAGGCCCACGCGCCGGUCACGAGCGCGCCGCUCUCCCCCCUCUCUCCACUUUCUCCUCAGCAGUCCAGCGACCCUUAUAAAAAUUCUGGCUCCAAUGAGUUCUACAAGAACUCGGUGCAGCCCCCUUCCCAGCCCAGCAUGAAAGGAAUGGAGCAGCGGGGUCCUCCUCCCGAGUAUCCGUACAAAAAUGUGUCCACCCCGUCUAUGAACUGCAAACCUCAGGACUCGGGACAUUUCUAUAGUGACCAUCGCAUGAGCCAGCAGGGAAGAGCUGAUGGGCCUAUGAUGAGGUAUCAGCACCCCCCUGAGUAUGGGUCAGUCAGGCAGAACCCAGAUGUGCCACUGCAGUUACAACAGAGACCACCUCACCACCACAGCCCGACGUCUUCCUUGACAUCCCUGGGAUCUUUGACUUUGCUUCAGUCUCCGCCACCAUCUAGGCUGUCCCCUUCCCAACAUCAGCAACCUCUGACUCCAAGCCAGGCAGAUCCUGGCAUUCUGCCACGGACCCAGCAGCCUUUCUUGUCCAACCAAGUCCAUCAGGGAGAUUUGUACCGGCUAUGCCAGCCCUUCCUUGGCCCGCAGCAGCAGCAAGGCGACUCCUACUCAGUGAUGCCCCGGGCUCAGCAGAUCCCUUCCCCAUACCAGCAGAUGCAAGUAGAUCCUUUUGCCAUCGUUUCCAGGGCCCAGCAAAUGGUGGAAAUCCUGUCAGAAGAGAACCGGUCUCUGCGACAGGAGCUGGAUGGGUGUUAUGAGAAAGUGGCCCGGCUGCAGAAGUUGGAAACAGAAAUUCAGCAAGUUUCAGAGGCAUACAAAAACCUGGAGAAAUCAUCCUCUAAGCGGGAUGCCCUGGAAAAGGCCAUGAGAAACAAACUGGAAGGAGAAAUUCGAAGGCUUCAUGAUUUCAACAGGGAUCUAAGAGAACGUAUGGAGACAGCCAAGCAGCUUGCAGAGAAGGAGUUUGAGGGGUCUGAAGACAAUCGGAAAACCAUCUCUCAGCUCUUUGCACAAAGGUGAGUUGACAACAAGGAAACACAGCGGGAAAAAGAGAAACUGGAAAUAGAACUGGCUGCUGCCCGUUCCACCAACGAGGACCAACGACGACACAUCGAGAUCCGAGACCAGGCCUUGAACAACGCUCAGGCCAAGGUGGUGAAACUGGAGGAGGAGCUCAAAAAGAAGCAGGUCUAUGUAGAGAAGGUGGAGAAGAUGCAGCAGGCCUUGGUUCAGCUGCAGGCAGCGUGUGAGAAGCGGGAACAGCUGGAACACAGGCUGAGGACACGGCUGGAGAGAGAACUGGAGUCUCUGCGGAUGCAGCAGCGUCAGGGCACAUCUCAGGCUGCCAACGUCUCCGAGUACAACGCCACGGCGCUCAUGGAACUCCUGCGGGAGAAGGAGGAAAGGAUUCUGGCUCUGGAAGCUGACAUGACCAAGUGGGAACAGAAAUACCUGGAGGAAAGUGUGAUGAGACAGUUUGCUUUGGAUGCAGCUGCAACUGUGGCUGCUCAGAGGGACACGACGGUGAUCAGCCACUCGCCCAACCCCAGCUAUGACACCUCACUGGAAGCUCGCAUCCAGAAGGAGGAGGAGGAGAUUCUGCUUGCCAACAGGAGAUGUCUUGACAUGGAGGGAAGGAUUAAGACUCUCCACGCUCAGAUCAUUGAGAAGGAUGCCAUGAUCAAAGUCCUGCAGCAGCGCUCCCGGAAGGAGCCUGGCAAGACAGACCAGCUCAGCUCCAUGAGACCUGCCAAGUCCCUCAUGUCCAUCUCCAACGCUGGCUCGGGCUUGCUGUCCCACUCCUCAACACUGAGCAGCACUCCCAUCCUGGAGGAGAAGAGGGAGGACAAGAGCUGGAAAGGCAGUCUGGGUGUUCUGCUGGGAACAGAAUAUCGCUCUGAAUCCAUUCCCUCCACGCCCUCUCCCGUCCUUCCUUCCACACCACUGCUGUCAGCCCACUCAAAAACAGGCAGCAGAGACUGCAGCACCCAGACAGACCGGGGAAGUGAACAGAGCAAAGCUGCACCUUCCCCUGCAGCUCCUGCCCCAGGACGACUCCCCAGCACCAGCCUGACCUACAGUGCAGAGAAAACAGAUGGGCUCUUCCACUCCAGCACUCUUGAAAGAAAGCCCCUGUUAGACCAUGGGCAGACCUUCCAGAUGGAGAGAUGGUUAGAAUACCUCAUUCUGAAAGCCUGUACCAAGAUCUGAGCUGGUAACAGUAGCAAGAAAUUUUAAAAGACAUUUUUAUUGGGAAAAAUUGUAGUACCUGGUAAUAAAAGAACAGUCAUCUGUUUGCUCUUGUAUAUUAUGUCUCAAAAGUAUGGACAGGUUAAUUUAUAAUUUGUUCUAAAUUAUAAAAAACCACUUUUCUUUGCAAGUUUCCCCCUUUAUUUUUUAAAUACGUAUCUGAUAAUAUCUGGAGGAAAAAACCCCUAGAACUUAGGUGUGCUACAUCUGAGAUUUCAUUUCAGUAUUUUUAAAGUCUCUUAAACAGAAGUACCUGCUCUCACAGGUGUUGGUUACAUGUCCAGCUUAAAUGCAGUAAGGUGAGCUUAGUGGCCUUAUAAUGAUUAGAACCAGGGACUUUGUUGUGAGCAUCACUUAAUGGUUUUAGAAUCAGGUGUUCUGAGAAGCUUUUAUAAAUCUGGGCUGUGAUCCUGUUUCCUCUCAGUGUAAGAACUCAGAAUAGGUAUUUCAUAUUCACAGGCUGAAAAGAUUUCAAUUUUCAGUGUAGUAACUUUUUUUUUUUUUACUUCCCAAAUUUCUUUCUUUAUUAUUUCUUUAUUAAAAAAAAAAAUUACUCCGGUGAUUAAUGUUGCAUUUCACAUUUUUAGUUUCAUUGCAAGAUUUGCCACACUUUUAUACUUAAAUACUUUUUCAGUAAUUUAUACAGUGGAUAGUAAAUAAUAUAUUGCAUUCAUGUUUUACAUAAAUUAAAAGAGGAGAGUUUACAGGCCUGGUCCUGAUCUGUUAGAUCAGAUUUCUGUCAUUGUAAUUCCAUUGGCUUUGGUGGAACUACUCCAAAUUUACCAUAGUGCAAGUGGGAAGACCUGUUGCUUUUCAUUAUUAGCAACUUAAUCUACUACAUCUGUGGAGAUGUUUCUCUGGAGCAGAUUUUUCUAUCUUUCAAAUGCCCCUCUACUUUGUAUGUCCCUCCUGUUUGGAGAGACUGGAUUCUUUGUCCUAUAGCAAAGCCUCAGAGGUAGAGCUUUAAAGAGAAACUCUAUGUAGAAGUUCAGAUGGAAGGUUCUUUCCUUCCAAAAUACUUUUUAGUUCAUCUAACUGGAGAGAGUGGCUUAAAGUCCCAGAGGCAUCACAGAAGAAAGUUACACAUUUAAGUCAUGAGAUUCACUUUCAGAUUUUUGGGAACUAGCACAGCAGUGCUUUGGUUACAGAUACUAUAAGGAGAUAUUAAGACCAAUAGAAGUACAUGAGUAUUUUUUUGUUACUGUCUUUGCAUUUUAUUAAAACACUUCAAUAUUAAUUUCUAUUAAAAACUAUUCUUUUUGUACUUGAAUGUUAAAAUAUUUCCUUAGCCAGUGCUCACACAUGGGGAGCCUGGCUAGUUUCAGCCUUCUAUGCAGCAUUAGAGUAGCCAGAUUUUUAUUUCUGAUCAUUUCACCUCAGAAAUAAGGAAAUCCAGCAAUUAAUCAUCAAACAGUUAGUGAAUGUCUUUGAUUCUUCCUUAGUUGACAUUGCUGCUGUGAUGUUCAAUUGAAAUGGCCUUAUCAGAUCAACAGACACCACAUGAGUUUCACAGUGGAGGGUUGGGAGGGGAAAGGAGGUGCCUUCUGUCUGCUGCACAAGGGACUUGGUGGUGCCUAAAGGUCAGCUGCAAGGAAAACACUUCCCAUAAUUUCUAGCAGAUUUGCUCCUUGUUAGUGUUCUUCAGGCCAUAUCCCCAGUCCCACAGAAGCCAGAGAUGGCCAAGUGUGUAAGGUAAGAGAUGCACUAAGUGUGUAUGGCUUUAGCAGUCACUGCUCUACCAGGCAGCACAAACCCCCUUCCAGCACCACUUCAGACAUUUCAGAGCUGCCCUUCAAGGCUUUGACUGUCUGUGCCACAUGGGACAACAUCUCUCUGGACAGCUAUGGACCUUCUUUCCCUCUGAAUCAGUUCUCCUCUUUGUAGGCAAACUUUGUAGAGUUUGCCUUUUUGUAGGCAAACUGUCCACAGCCUCUUCCUUCUCAUCCCUGAGAAGGUCUUACAUUUAUUUCUCUUGGCUUAAUCCCAUCCCAUUAUAUGAAGUUAUGUCCACCCUGGAUGAUUUGAAGUGAUUUCUCUUCCUCCUCCACAGUUGUUGGAAAUGCAGGAGAUUUGCUCAUUAGCUCAAGGUGUCCCAUCUUUUUGCCAUUGCAGCAGAAAUAUAUUUUGUGGUUUUGGCUUAGAAUGAACAACAAGGGAGAUAAAAUGCCAUUGAGUGUCUGUCUCAGAGCAGGUUUGAGUGCUUUUCUGUUCUUUUAAAGUCAGGAAAAAUUAUAUUCCAUCUUUACAAAUACUUCUCAGCAGUCUGAAAGAAGUUUUACAACCGUAGGGCUCUAGAUAAAAGGUUCCAACUCACUUGAUUCACAUUAAUUCUAAACAUCUGGGAAAUUUGGAUCCUUUACAGGUAAAAUCUCUUUUAGAAACUGAUUUUCCCCAGUCAAUAUUGUCUCUUUAGGUAAAUGUAAUUGAUUUAUCCUCGUUGCAGCUCAUUGUUUUCAGAGUGCCACUGUGAUUUAUUUUUACGAAUAAAAAAACUGACAUAAUAGCUUUCUGUGAAUAAAAUGCAGAUGAUGGACAGCAACUGUCUCCUCCAAAAACGGAAGCCAGGUGGUCGCUGACAGUCCAAACCAUCAGGAUUGCAGGAGCCUUGGCAAGAGCCUGUGGAAGUAAUAUUGGAAGAAAAUGGUGCAGAUUUACAUUGUUCAGGUCAGGUUCUUUGCCCUGUUUCGUAGUUUUUAUUUCUUUCAAAAGCAAAACCCCGAAAACUUUUUGAUGUGGAAGUUGGAGGUCAUUUUCCUGUGCUGACAAACUAGGAGCCAUCAGGAAUGUAAUUCUGUCCCUCGAGCUUCCUCCGAGCCGUCCUGAUGUGAAUGUAAACGAGCCCCUUGCUUUGAGGAAGAUGUGUACUAUAGCCUUCAGUCUCUGUACAGAUCUUCACUGUGUUUUUAAACAGAAACUGCUUUAAGGAGACAAACUGCACACCUAGUUCUUUUGCCUUCUGUAGAGCUUAUUUCUAGUAGAAAGUGAUUUUUAACAAUGAUUGCAAUGACCUUUGCAAACCAAAAUUUUAGACUAAGAGUUUUUCUUAAACUCGGGUAUUAGAAGCAGAAUUGUAGCUUUUUAUAAAGAAAGCCACAUAUUCUUCUUUGUAGAGCGAAACAAGAAAAUUAAGUUUAGUUAUGUUUCCUCUUUCCUUUCACUGCUUACAGAAUGGCUAAACUCUCAAGUCCUUCCCUUGGGCAGUUCCUUUGGGAUUUGGUGGCUCGGGGAACUGCCUGAGAUGCAGAGGCUUUUGUUCCCACCUGGCCCAGUGUUGUUAUUAACUUACACAGCUCCUGCCUGGCAGCUCCUGGCAGGGUCAAGAGCAGCAAUUUUGUGUCUGAGGACUCAAGGGGUUGUGUGAGUUGCUCCUCAGGAGUCUGCACAGGGGACUGAGCUCAGCAUGUCUUAUGGGGCGAAAUUCUGUGCAUGUGGCCUCUGCUGCUGCUGUUUGCAGCAGCUUUGCUGUAAAGAAGCUUUGCUUUGUUUUGAGACUGCCUGAGUGAGGGGACUUGCAGAGUUUUAGGCCAGACCCAUUUCCAUGGGCAGCUCCUGCUCCGGGAGCCCACAGUGGUGAGCGGGAUGUGUGACCCCUGCACAGUGAAUCCUGACAGCUGGGCCAGGCCCAGGGCUCUUCCCACAGGGACCAGAACUCGGUGCAGUCAGGGUGGGCAAAACCCUGGGGGUGUUUGUGUCCCUCCCUAGGGCUGGCACAGGUUAUCCCAGGAUUCUCUGCACCACUGCUGGUGGGUUUGCUCCAUGCCAGGGGCGGGCAGACAGGGGGCUGUGGGGAGAGGGGGAUCUCUUUUCAUGUAUUUGUAUAGGAACUCUUUUGUAAAAGCUAGUGGUUUUAUGUCUAGGAAGUAAAAAAAAUUGUAAAAUGUAAUUGUACUGUAUUUAUGAAGAAAUACAUUUCUUU